Acanthamoeba castellanii str. Neff is the source of this 1143-nucleotide messenger RNA. Its product is annotated as GntR family transcriptional regulator, putative. Gene Ontology annotation, molecular function: L-2-aminoadipate:2-oxoglutarate transaminase activity; pyridoxal phosphate binding. The record is from RefSeq and is a predicted model, not a curated record. NCBI's taxonomy places the organism in Eukaryota, Discosea, Longamoebia, Acanthamoebidae. Bases 1 to 1143 code for a protein of 380 amino acids. The transcript is spliced from 8 exons. Gene Ontology annotation, biological process: biosynthetic process.
AUGAAGAAGCGUUGGGGCUUCCAUCCACAGGACGUCGCCGUCCCUCGUCUUGCUGACGACCUACGCACCCUCUACGCUCAGGGCACAGGCGGCAGACGCUUCCGAUUGCGCUUUGCCGAUUUCCUGCGCGACCAAGCGGGCCACGCAGUCGAUGGCGAAUCGCUGUUCAUGACCAACGGAUCGUCGCAGGGCCUCCAGAUGGUGCUCGACCUCUUCACGAGCGAGGGCGACACCAUCUUCGUCGAGAACCCGACCUACUUUCUCGCGCUGGCCAUCUUCAAGGGUCGAGGCUUGAACGUGGUCGGAGUGGAGACGGACGAGCAGGGAAUCAACGUGGAGGACCUCGAAGCCAAGCUCCGUGUCCACGGUCGGCUCAACAAGAAGCCGCCGGUGGUGUACGUCAUACCCACGUUCAGCAACCCGACCGGGGUCACGCUGAGCAUGGAGCGAAGGCACCGUCUGCUCGAUCUCAGCCGACGAACGGAGGCCAAGAUCGUCGCCGAUGAGGUCUACCAGUUCCUUGCCUUCGGCGACCAGCACCGUGGGAGCGUGGACCACAACGUGAUCACAUUGAAUUCGUUUUCGAAGAUCAUGGCCCCUGGCCUACGGCUCGGUUGGCUUCAGGCGUCCGAGCCCUUGCUCAAGCACAUCGAAGAAUACGGGCCGAUACAGAGCGGCGGCGGACUCAACCCAGUGGUGCUGCAGUUGGUCCACCAUGCGCUGGAGGCCACCGACAAGCGCGGCCAAGGCGUGCUCGCCCAGCACCUGGCCUCGCUCCCAACCGCCAGCCUCACGUCGCUGUCGUCGCACGGUGCUGACGGCGCGGCCGCGGGCGAGGCGCGACGACGUGGCGUGUGCUUCGAUCGGCCCAGCGGCGGCUACUUCGUGUGGCUGCGCCUGCCUGACCUUCUGCUCGAGGCCAGCGACGAUGCUUCACUGCGACCGCACGAAGCGUUCGCCCGCGCGUGCCGCGACCGAGGUGUGGCCUACCAGCCCGGACACCGCUUCACCGCUGCUUCGCCUCCGUCGUCGGCAUGGGAGAACUACGCGCGGUUGAGCUUCGCGUACUACUCGCCCGACGAGAUCGCCGAGGGAGUGCGCCGGCUCGCCAGUGUCAUCGACGACCUCGCCACACGCCAAUGA